Messenger RNA from Charadrius vociferus (killdeer), 920 nucleotides. RefSeq names its product proteasome maturation protein (gene POMP). Bases 1 to 474 code for a protein of 157 amino acids. NCBI's taxonomy places the organism in Eukaryota, Metazoa, Chordata, Aves, Charadriiformes, Charadriidae. Gene Ontology annotation, cellular component: cytoplasm; nucleus. The transcript has 6 exons. The record is from RefSeq and is a predicted model, not a curated record. Gene Ontology annotation, biological process: proteasome assembly.
AUGCCGCUGAUAAUCUACAAAGUUGCUCACGAUUUGUGUAACAGAGAUCACAAUUCCAGAGGCGCUUCUUCUCUGUUGAAGGAUAGUAUCCCAAUUACUGAAUUUUCAGCUUCAGGACCAUUUGAAGGUCAUGAUCUUCUGCGUAGAGGCUUUACAAGUGUGAAAAAUGAAUUGAUGCCCAGUCACCCAUUGGAGUUAUCAGAAAAAAAUUUCCAGUUAAAUCAAGAUAAAACAAACUUUGCCACACUGAGAAAUAUUCAAGGGCUCUAUGCACCUUUAAAGCUGCAGAUGGAAUUCAGAGCGGUGAAACAGGUCCAGCGUCUCCCAUUUCUUCACAGCUCAAACAUAGCACUGGAUACUCUGAGGGGAAAUGAUGAAUGCAUCGGUUUUGAGGAUAUCCUUAAUGAUCCUUCACAGAGUGAGGUUAUGGGAGAGCCACACAUGAUGAUGGAAUACAAGCUUGGUUUAUUGUAACAAAAUGUACUUCACAAAAAUGUUUUGUGCGUGUCUUUAUACUGCAGAUUCAAAUACACGAUACUAAAUUGACACUGUGUUAAGCAGUCCUACAGUUAUCAUUUGCCUUCCUUGAUGAAAAGGCACAUUAAAUGUUUAAAGUCUAUAAGUUGUUCUGUGCUUGUUGUCAAUUAUAUAAAUGUCCUGUAACUAGGUAGUUUAAAUAAUGUCUCUUCAUACACUGCUCAGGAUAAUAGCUUCUUAACUAUGGAAAUACUAUAUAUGUAUACAAGAAAUCCAAAAAUACUCAUGCAUUUUAAAACUGAUUACUGUAGGUAAAUGCAUUUAAUAGAUGUUCUUGCAGAAGAACUUUUUAAGGGGGAAAAGAAGGUCUUUUCCAUUGAGUAACUCUGUUCAUGAAAAUUUCCAUACACUUUUUAAACUAUUGAAUAAAAGUUUGCUAUAAA